AUACCUAACCUAAGCAUGUGGUAUCUGUUACACAGCAGCAGUAUAAAUGUGAGACAGAAACUCUGCAUCCUCAGCCUGUGCACAUCCUUGCUACCCAGACGUAGACCAAAGUCUAAAGAUCUUUUAAAGAUGGCUUUUGCUGGUAUCCUUAAUGAGGCCGAUAUUGCUGCUGCAAUCAAGGACUGCGCAGCUGCCGACUCCUUCAACUACAAGACAUUCUUCGCCAAGUGCGGGCUGAGCGGAAAGUCCGCCGAUGAUGUCAAGAAGGCCUUCUUCGUCAUUGACCAGGACAAGAGCGGCUUCAUUGAGGAGGAUGAGCUGAAACUGUUCCUGCAGAACUUCAAGGCUGGUGCUAGGGCUUUGACUGAUGCCGAGACCAAGGUCUUCCUUAAAGCCGGAGACAGUGAUGGUGAUGGCAAGAUUGGAAUUGAUGAGUUCGCUGCCAUGAUCAAGCCAUAAAUCUUGACCAAUCAACACCUCUUGCUUAAAGGAACAACACUGCCCACGACCUCCUUUUUCAUCACGAAAAGCAUCUGAUUUUUAUACAGUAGCCUACACGUGCUUCAAACAUGCCAGCGGGAUUGUCCUCUCCCAUGUUGCACUCUGUCCAAAAUGAUGACUGUCAAUGUAAUGUGGUUGUGUCUCAUGUCCUGAGUAUGAAUUUUGGUACUUGGAAAAUCUGCACUUUUGGGGAAUGGACGAUGAGAGAAGAAUAAAUUUUCUUUUUCUUUA
Messenger RNA from Alosa sapidissima (American shad), 732 nucleotides. RefSeq names its product parvalbumin-2. Gene Ontology annotation, molecular function: calcium ion binding. Bases 16 to 459 code for a protein of 147 amino acids. Gene Ontology annotation, cellular component: nucleus; cytoplasm. NCBI's taxonomy places the organism in Eukaryota, Metazoa, Chordata, Actinopteri, Clupeiformes, Clupeidae. The transcript is spliced from 5 exons. The record is from RefSeq and is a predicted model, not a curated record.